AUGACUUAUAACGAAGCGUUCUUCGCGCUGCUGCUGGCCAGCCGACUCGCCACAGGAGCUUAUAUACCGCUUCCCGCUCAAUCUGACGAACGCGACGCAGAUAACAGCCACGACGACGAGAUCGAAUCUGUUAUUACAGAAGUUCGAGUCGUAUCGGAAACCUCCACUCCGCACUUCACAUACGAUCCUUCCCCGCUAUACACAUACGAUCCGCUGCGUUCAUUUACGUACGAUUCGGAGCCAUCGUUCACGUACGAUCCAACACGAUCUUUCAGCUAUGAUCCACAUGAGAAACGAGCCGAGACUGGGGAGACUAAUAUACUGACGAAUUUGAUUGAACGAGACAACGGGACACUCUCUCACCCUCCACCCAACCCUACCGCCAUACUUUCUGCGUUCCGGACCAGGCCACUUACCAGUCUUGAUAUCACAUUUACUCUCGAUCCGAAUGCUCCAGCAUCACCAGAUACCUCCGCGAGUACUUCUGCAUUCCAAACGAAGCCUCAGUCGAGUAUCGAAAGCACCUCAAUCCUCGAUACGAACACGCCACCGCCACCGAAUCCAACAGCAAUUCCCUCUGCGUUCAGGACGAAGCCUCUUACAAGCCUUAGGAUCACGUCCAUCCUUGAUCCAAACCCGCCAGCACCACCAGCUACAACGGCAAGGUCCUCUUCAUUCAGCACGAAGCAACAGCCAAACGUCAAGACUACCUCCCUGGACACGAACACGCCACCGCCACCCAAUCCAACCGCAGUGCCCUCAGCAUUCCGAACAAAGCCUCUCACGAGCCUCAAGAUCACAUCUCUCCUGCACCCCAACGCCCCUGCUCCAACACCGUCAGCCACUAAAACCAAAUCCACUCACGACGACGACGACGACGACGCGGCCAUAGCCGCCGCCCUCCUCCGCAUGACGAGCAUCAACGCCCAAAACUCCCUCCCAAGCCUAAUCCCAAUCCAAGCCCUCCCCUCCAGCCUCUCCACAAUCGACCUCCUCCCACCCGCCCCAACCACCAACCCAAACGCCCUCAAACCUCUCCCCAUCGUCCCAACCCUCGUCAACGGCGGCACGGCCUACGUCCUCCAAUCUUUCACGGGCACGAACCUGAGCUCCGCGUACGUCACCAAGGCGCCGACGACAGCGUUCCAGUUCGUCAGUCCGAGUCGGCUGUAUACGUAUAGCGCGGCGAGCGAGUUGGUGCACAGGACGAGCGUUAGUGGGAGGUUGACGAGUUUUACGGAGAAGUUGUCCACGGGCAUGGCGACAGGGAGUGUGAGCAGGACUAUGUUGCCCGGGUAUAGUGAGAGUUUGUUGGGGUUUGUGGAGGUUGGGCCGGGGGCGAGUAAGACGUCUACUGGUAUGGCGAAGAGUGGGCAGUCUGGAGUGAGCGAGACGGCUUUUGUUGGCGAGGGAAGUGCGAGGCCGACAGAGAGAGCUUCUGGUGAAGAGACGCAAACAAUGGGGACGGAACAGGCUUCUGCCUCCACCCCUGCGUCCAGCAGAAAGUCGGCGAGCGACACCGCCAAGCCUUCAUCCACACCCACUUCAUCUUCAUCAAACAAGGCUGCAAGCAAAACAACCACCAUCUCAUCGACCUCUCGCCAAGUUUCAGAGUCCUCAAUCCCCUCAACGAAAACAAUAGCUACCUCGCCAAGCACAACAAGCGAAGAAAAAUCCCCAACUCCCGCCCAGCUCAUCGGCAAAGCGAAGGGAAAAGCAAAAUCAUGGACAGGCGAUUUGAGAUGUAUAUAUCCCACGCCGGGGUGUGAUAAGGAGUAA
Messenger RNA from Zasmidium cellare ATCC 36951, 1779 nucleotides. RefSeq lists its product as uncharacterized. The record is from RefSeq and is a predicted model, not a curated record. The transcript has 2 exons. Bases 1 to 1779 code for a protein of 592 amino acids. Lineage: Eukaryota; Fungi; Ascomycota; Dothideomycetes; Mycosphaerellales; Mycosphaerellaceae.